This is a messenger RNA of Dentiscutata erythropus, 1542 nucleotides long. The record is from the annotation of a GenBank genome assembly. Lineage: Eukaryota; Fungi; Glomeromycota; Glomeromycetes; Diversisporales; Gigasporaceae.
AUGAAUGCAGGUAUAUCACUCAUUCUGUGGUCUGGUGAAUUUGGCGGAAUGCAGUUUGGUGGUAUUCAAGCUAGGAAAAAGACCCAAAUUUUUAAAAGAUUACCGUUUAAUUACUGUUCGUUAUCUCUACAACCGUUCGAACAUCCUGUAUGUUCACCCGAGGGAACAAUUUUUGAUUUGAGAAAUAUAUAUCCUUAUCUAAAGAAAAAUGGUGUAAACCCUGCUACAGGUGAAAAAUUGGAUCCUAAAUCUUUAAUUAAACUUAAUUUUCAUAAGAAUGCAAAUGAUGAAUAUCACUGUCCUGCAACACUUAAAGUUUUCAAUGAUCACACACAUAUUGUUGCAAUUAAGACCACUGGAAAUGUUUACGCAUAUGAAGCCAUUGAACGACUAAAUAUUAAAGUCAAAAAUUGGUUGGAUUUAAUAACUGAAGAACCUUUCACGAGAAAAGAUAUAAUAACUAUACAGGAUCCUCACAAUCUUGAAAAUCGUAAUUUUUCGAACUUUUAUCAUGUAAAAAAUGACUUAAAAGCAGAUGAAGAUCAAAAUGCAAAGGAUAAUCCUUUGAAUGACAUUAAUAUCAGUGCUGUGGGAUCUGCAGCACGCGUGUUAAACAAAAUUUCAAGUCGUCAAGAUGAAGUACCUGAUCAAAAACAAAAUAUUAGUACCGAGUCGAAACCUGCCUCUGAAAAAAUAACAAAAGUCUCAUCGUCUGUAGGAUCUAAACCUAAGAAAUUGCCAUAUAACGCCGCACCAUAUACACGCGGUCUCGCAGCUGCCUCAUUUACGUCCACUGCAAUGACGCCUGUUACUGUAAAUGAAAAUGCGCUUAUUGACGAAGAAGAAUUUAUGUUCAAGGAAAUUAAAGCCAAGGGUUAUGCCCGUGUAACGACUAAUCUCGGUAAUUUGAACGUAGAACUUUUUUGCGAUAAGAUACAAGGUGGAGAUCCUACUGGUACUGGCAAAGGAGGAGAGUCAUAUUGGAAAAAAGAUUUUGUGGACGAAUUUAAAAGCAAUUUGUCACAUAAUGAACGAGGUCUUUUAAGUAUGGCAAAUAGAGGAAAGAAUACUAAUUCAUCUCAGUUUUUCUUUACUUUUCGACCUUGCGUACAUUUGGACAACAAACAUACAAUUUUUGGGAAAAUAGUUGGAGGAAAAGACGUUUUAGAUAAAAUGGAAUCUGUACCUACAGAUGAUUCUGAUCGUCCGUUAAAUGAAAUUAAGAUUGUUAAUGUAACUGUAUUUGUGGAUCCAUAUGAAGAAUACAAAAAAAAUCUUGAAAAAAAACUGAAUCGACAAUCAACAGAAAAACAAGAUAAAAAACCGCAGAAAAAUGAAAAGGAUUCAACAACCAAUUGGUUCGGUAAUAAAGUAUCAUCAUCUAAAGAAGAUAAUGGUGUCAUUGGAAAAUAUUUAAAGUCUGCUAUAUCAAAAAAACGAGAACUUGUGAACGAAGAUGAUUCGACCGAAGAACAAUUUUUAGAUACAGUUCCAAAAAAGCCAAAGCCCACUGGUUAUAACUUUGAUUUUAGUAAAUGGUGA